AUAUUCUUCAGCACAAUGACGGAGGCGGUGCUCCUUGCUGUAAAAAAGAUUGGGAAUGCUUUAGCUGAUGAAACUGCCAAGAGAUUGGUGGCCAAGCUGUCAGAAAAGGUUAGUAAUCUGAUUGAUCUGGACGACAAGAUUGAUCAUAUAAGGAAGCAGUUACAAACUAUGAACAAUGUCAUAGAGCAGAUAGGCACGACAUACCUCACUGACAAAACUGUGAAGGGUUGGAUCGAGGAGGUCAGGAAAGUGGCCUACCGUGUUGAGGAUGUAAUGGAUAAAUACUCAUAUCACUGUCUUCAAAUGGUGGAAGAACGGUUUCUGAAGAAGUACCUCAUUAAAGGAACCCAUUAUGUCGUGGUUUUCAGUCAAAUUGCUGAUGAGGUAGUCAAGAUAGAGAAGGGGAUCGACCAAGUUAUUAAACUCAAGGAGCAGUGGUUGCAACCAUCCCAGCUUGCCCAUGACCCGUAUACUGAGAUGGAAAGACAACGGUCCCAAGAUAGCUUCCCUGAACUUGUGACAGAUGAAGAUCUUAUUGGAAUCGAAGACAACAGGAGAAUGCUGACUGAAUGGCUGUACUCGGAUGAGAUAGACAGUAAGGUGAUAACGGUGUCAGGUAUGGGCGGGUUGGGAAAAACAACCCUUGUCACAAAUGUGUAUGAACGUGAAAAGCUCAAGUUCCAAGCUCGUGCAUGGAUGGUUGUGUCUCAGACCUACACUGUGGAUGAUCUGUUGAGAAAGUUACUCAGGAAGGUUGGCUACACCGAACAAAAAGGAUCAUGUAACAUUGACAGGAUGGAUGCGUAUGACUUGAAGGAAGAAAUAAAAAGAAUGCUCAAAGAUAGGAAAUGUUUGCUUGUAUUAGAUGAUGUCUGGAACCAGGAGGUGUACUUUCAAAUACGUGAUGCAUUCCAGAGUUCUCAUGGAAGUCGCAUCAUCAUCACGACACGGAGCAAUCAUGUUGCUGCUCUUGCUCCCUCAGCACGCUGUCUUGAUAUCAAGCCUUUGGGGGACGCUCACGCAUUUGAACUCUUCUGCAGAAGGGUCUUUUAUAGCAAAAGGAACCAUGAGUGUCCCAGUGAUCUGAAGAAAAUUGCUACUUCUGUAGUGGAUAGGUGCCAGGGCCUGCCACUAGCAAUAGUAACAAUGGGUAGCUUCUUGUCUUCAAGGCCACCAACACAAUACAUAUGGGAGCAAAUAUGCAAUCAAUUUCGAACUGAACUGUCGAGAAGUAAUCAUGUCCGGGCAGUUUUAAAUCUGAGCUACCAUGACCUAUCUGGAGACCUCAGAAACUGCUUUCUGUACUGCAGCCUGUUCCCUGAAGACUACCAAAUGUCAAGGGAGAACCUAGUGAGGCUAUGGGUUGCAGAAGGCUUUGUGUUAAGCAAAGAAAAUAGCACCCCGGAGGAGGUGGCUGAGAGAAACCUAAUGGAAUUGAUCCACCGCAAUCUGCUCAUAGUCAAGGAGACAGAUGAACUUGGGAGGGUGAGUAGCUGCAUGAUGCAUGAUAUUGUGCGGGACCUGGCUCUUUGCAUUGCGAGAGAGGAGCGGUUUGUAUCCGCAAACGAUUAUGCCGCAAUGACAAAGAUGGAUAGGGAUGUUCGUCGUCUGUCAUCAUGCGGAUGGAAAGAGAACAGUGCACCAAAAGUUAAACUUCCACGUCUUCGAACUCUGGUGUCAUUGGGAUCAAUUUCGUCCACACCUGCCAUGCUAUCCUCAAUUUUGUCUGAAUCUAGCUACCUGACUGUCCUCGAGCUACAAGACUCUGCAAUCACUGAAGUACCAGAACUGAUAGGGAAUCUCUUCAAUUUGCGUUACAUUGGCUUACGCCGCACCAUGGUCAAGUCACUCCCAGACUCCGUUGAGAAUCUAUCUAACCUGGAGACUCUGGACAUCAAGCAAACCAAUAUAGAGAAACUACCAAGAGGGAUUGCCAAGAUCAAGAAGCUACAACACCUCUUAGCUGAUAGAUAUGUUGAUGAAAAGCAAUCAAAGUUUCUAUACUUUGUCGGGAUUCAAGCACCUAAAGACCUGUCCAAAAUGCAAGAGCUGCAGACUCUUGAGACUGUCCAAGCAAACAAGGACUUGGCUGAGCAGCUGAAGAGAAUGACACGACUGAGAAGUGUGUGGAUCGACAACAUAAGUUCUACCGAUUGUGCAAAUAUUUUUGCUACCCUGUCAAAUAUGCCUCUUCUCUCCAGCUUGCUUCUUUCUGCAAGGGAUGAGAAUGAGGCACUUUGUUUCGAGACUCUCAAGCCAAUGUCUAAACAUCUUCACCGGUUAAUCAUCAGAGGGGGGAUAAAGGGCACACUGAAGUGCCCGGUAUUUCGUGGCCAUGCGGCAAAUCUCAAGUACCUAGCUCUAAGCAGUUGUCACUUUGGGGAAGAUCCCCUGGGGAUGCUUGCAUCACACUUGCCGAACCUCACAUAUCUGAAACUUAACAGUGUGCAUAGUGCAGCUAUUUUGGUUCUCCCUGCAAAUUCCUUCCCUCACCUGAAGACACUUGUCUUGAAGCAGAUGCCUGAUGUCAACGAGAUAAAGAUCAUGGGUGGUGCCCUUCCAAGCAUUGAUGCUUUGUAUGUCGUGUCGCUGUCGAAGCUUGAUAAGGUCCCUCGAGGCAUUGAAUACCUUAGGUCCCUGAAGAGUCUCUGGCUGUUGGGAUUGCACAAGGACUUCAGAACUCAGUGGGACAAGAACGGAAUGCACCAGAAGAUGAUGCAUGUUCCAGAGGUUCGCGUGUGAAUGCAGCAGAAUGGUUCUUUGACAAUAGUAUUCUUUUGAAUCUAUGUCAUUUUUCCCAUAAUCUUUCUGGCAUUUUAUAAUUACUAAAGCAUCAUUUGCAACUGAUGUAUUUCUGUAUUGUAAGAGGGCUAUUGAUGAAAUACUGUGUUCAUUGCCUUUAGGAGGCCCUGCA
This is a messenger RNA of Lolium rigidum, 2914 nucleotides long. RefSeq names its product disease resistance protein RPM1-like. Lineage: Eukaryota; Viridiplantae; Streptophyta; Magnoliopsida; Poales; Poaceae. Gene Ontology annotation, biological process: defense response to other organism. Bases 16 to 2742 code for a protein of 908 amino acids. The transcript has a single exon. Gene Ontology annotation, molecular function: ADP binding. The record is from RefSeq and is a predicted model, not a curated record.